Molecule: messenger RNA, 2210 nt
Organism: Puntigrus tetrazona (Sumatra barb)
Lineage: Eukaryota; Metazoa; Chordata; Actinopteri; Cypriniformes; Cyprinidae
Gene: pparaa
Product: peroxisome proliferator-activated receptor alpha a
Exons: 7
Coding region: 166-1608 (480 amino acids)
Biological process (GO): positive regulation of transcription by RNA polymerase II; negative regulation of transcription by RNA polymerase II; regulation of lipid metabolic process
Cellular component (GO): nucleus
Molecular function (GO): nuclear receptor activity; zinc ion binding; RNA polymerase II cis-regulatory region sequence-specific DNA binding
Source: RefSeq, a predicted model, not a curated record
CGCUGUCAGAGCGGUUUGACAGCAGCGGUCGCGGUGAAUUUUAAAUAGGACGUUUGAGGAGUACUACAGCCUCCCUCGCACCACCGAGCUGAGUUUUGGCAGUGUCACAGAGCCCGUGUGCUUUAUUCCUGCCUGCAUGGCGGCCUGGGAUUGGGAGACUAAUGAAUGAUUCAAAGCUUGCCGUGGUCCAGCGCCAUGGUAGACAUGCCGAGCCUGUACAGUCCUUUGUCCCCACUGGGCGAUCCUAUUCUGGACAGCCCACUGUGUGGAGAGCUCAUUGGUGACAUGGAGGUGCUGGAGGACAUCUCACAGUCCCUCAGUGACGAUACCUUCAACUCCCUCCACGUGCUGGACUACCAGUGCAACAACACAGCAGCAGACAGCUCAGCUAGCUUAGAUGUCUUAACACCAGCAUCUAGUCCGUCCUCAGAAGUGUUUGGGUCCAGCGCUGUCCAGGACGAGAACUCGUCUGGUUCUCUGGCCCUCGAGUGUCGCGUCUGCGCCGACCGGGCUUCUGGUUUCCACUACGGAGUGCACGCCUGCGAAGGGUGCAAGGGGUUCUUCAGGAGAACCAUUAGACUCAAACUGGAGUACGACAAGUGCGAACGCAACUGCAAGAUCCAGAAAAAGAACCGCAACAAAUGUCAAUACUGCCGUUUCCGCAAGUGCCUUGCUGUGGGCAUGUCCCACAACGCUAUCCGUUUUGGACGGAUACCCCAAUCUGAGAAACAGAGGCUGAAAGCAGAGCAGGACGUCAGUGGGAAAGAGCAGCACGAGUCCCAGAAGCCGGACACAAAGAGUCUGGUCAGGCAGAUGCACGAAGCCUACCUCAAACACUUCCACAUGAACAAAGCCAAAGCACGCGUGUUUCUCACGGGCAAGACCAGCACUCCGCCCUUCGUCAUCCACGACAUGGACACCCUCCAGCACGCAGAGAGGAAACUACACACCCAGCUGCUGGGCAACGUGGCGUCCGGAGACGCCUCAUCUCUGCAGGAGAGAGAAGUGGAGGCCCGCCUCUUCCUGUUCUGCCAGUACGCCUCGGUGGAGACGGUCACGGAGCUGACGGAGUUCGCCAAGGCCGUGCCCGGCUUCGCCGCCCUGGACCUCAACGACCAGGUGACUCUGCUGAAGUACGGCGUGUACGAGGCGCUCUUCGCCCUGCUGGCCUCCUGCAUGAACAAAGACGGGCUGCUGGUGGCUCGCGGCGGAGGCUUCAUCACCCGAGAAUUUCUGAAGAGCCUGCGCAAGCCCUUCAGCGACAUGAUGGAGCCGAAAUUUCAGUUCGCCAUGAGGUUCAACGCCCUAGAGCUCGACGACAGCGACCUGGCUCUGUUCGUGGCCGCCAUCAUCUGCUGCGGAGACCGUCCGGGACUGAGCGACGUAUCGCACAUCGAGCGCAUCCAGGAGAGCAUCAUCCACGCCCUGCGGCUCCAGCUGUUGUCCAACCACCCCGACAACGCCUUGCUCUUUCCCAAGCUGCUGCAGAAGCUGGCCGACCUGCGGCAGCUGGUGACGGAGCACGCCGAGCUGGUCCAGGAGAUCAACAAGACGGAGGACGCGUCACUCCACCCGCUUCUGCAGGAGAUCUACAGGGACAUGUACUGACCUCGGAGGGGGAACAUCUUCCGUUGGAUGGGGCGCUGCCGGGAGGUUAUAGGGUGAAGCCAGCGUAAUUGUAGGCCCAAAACUAUAGCGUCAACCUUUAAUAGGGCACAGACCUUUACAAGGUCACUGCCCACAGUCCCGUAGAGAAGUGCAAUAAACGCUUUUGUAAAUUUGCCAAAAAGUGAAAAUGGAUGGCACUGAAAAUACAUGCCUCGGCUCACCGUAAACUGGCAGCAGACCAUUAAAGUGCCAUCUUUAGCUACGUGAGCAUCCGCUUAUAGCGCUAGAGCGUAGCUGGCUUGUAUUGUUUUGGACAAACGUAACUUCCGGAGCGGCUGGCGUCGCUCUGCACUUUUCAACUCGAGCACAUCGCCGCCUCUGCCAAACAAGCACCAGCAGUUAAGACUCGGGGCCUGGAAAUUAUAUAGUUAUGCUGAAUGAGGGGUGUGUUUUUUUUUUAUCGUAUGUUUUAAUGCUAGAACGAAACGUGUAGAGAGAGAGAGAGAGAGAUAUAAAUCAGACUGUUCGUUACCUCAUUUCAAACGCUUGUACAUUGAGCAUCCUUUGUAAAAUCUUUUGUAUAAAAAUAUUAUUGUACACUG